AUGGAGGUCUCCAAGUUUGUUGCUACCGCUGCCAGCAACAGCAGCCUGGUGGAAACCACCUUUGCUGCAUCAAUAUCAUCUUUCCCUCUGCGUGGUGGCUCCCUCCAGAAUGCAUCCUUCCCCAUCAGGCUCCAUGCCAUGCUUUCUUCGAUCAACCUCACUGGCCGUCACGUUGAUAUCGUAACCUGGCGACCCCAUGGUCGUCUCUUCAUGGUGAAUGACAGGGAUCGUUUCAUCAAUGAAGUCCUUCCUAGUUGGUUCUUCACCAUGACCAGCUAUGCUUCCUUCCAGAGACAGCUUAACCUUUAUGGCUUUCGACGCUUGUCCACGGGGCCCGACAAAGGAGGCUACUACCACGCCAACUUCUUGAGAGGACAUCCUGACUUGGCUGCACAGAUCCCGCGCCAAAAGCUCAAGGGUACGGGGCCGCGAAAACCCGCAAGAGGCAGAGAACCCGACUUUUACGCCUUGCCAGCCUUGAUGAACAAGCCCCAACCAAUUGCCUCAUCUUCCAACCAAGUCAUGGCCAUGGGAGAUGGUAGACAACAGGGACGCUCCAACGCAUCUUCGGGAAUGUCUCUUCGUGGGUUGCUGGUUGGGGAACAAUCCAUGUUUUCGACCGCAAUUGCCAGAUCCGAGAAGUCCAUGUUGUCGUUGCUCCACCAACAGCAGCACGUCGGCGUGGAUCACAAUAAGUCUGAUGCCACCGCUAUGGAGGAGGCAUUCCGUCAAGGCUGCACGAUGGGGCUCUCUACGAUAUCUCGUCCCAUUGUGGGAGACGCGCGUCAAGAGAACCCCAACAGCAAGCUGAAGGCGGCUGCUACUAAUAUCGGUACACCAGGGACUCGAGGGGCGGUGGCUUCCGGGCAAGAACUAAAGGAGUUCUUGGAUCACAUUUUCGAGGGUGCCAGUGGCAACGAGGACGCUGCGAUCGUGCAACCGUAUCGUCAGAGCCAAGGCGGCGGCGGUACUGAUACUGAUACUGUGGAUGCGAACUACAGUGAUUUGGAUUUGGAGCCAUUUCACCUUCCAGAUCUCUGA
Molecule: messenger RNA, 1041 nt
Organism: Seminavis robusta
Lineage: Eukaryota; Bacillariophyta; Bacillariophyceae; Naviculales; Naviculaceae
Source: the annotation of a GenBank genome assembly